This is a messenger RNA of Telopea speciosissima, 1707 nucleotides long. RefSeq names its product UDP-galactose/UDP-glucose transporter 5B-like. The transcript has 12 exons. Gene Ontology annotation, biological process: transmembrane transport. The record is from RefSeq and is a predicted model, not a curated record. Gene Ontology annotation, cellular component: Golgi membrane; endoplasmic reticulum membrane. Lineage: Eukaryota; Viridiplantae; Streptophyta; Magnoliopsida; Proteales; Proteaceae. Gene Ontology annotation, molecular function: 3'-phosphoadenosine 5'-phosphosulfate transmembrane transporter activity. The coding region runs from base 280 to 1326 and encodes 348 amino acids.
CCCUGUCAGAAAGCUAAUUAAGCUUCAAAAGCUUCGCAAAUCACAAAAAGCUUUCUCCUAAAAGACUAAAACCCGUGCUAAACCCUCUCUCUCUCUCCUUCUUCUCAUCCCAUCUCAACGCGUGUCCUUCUGACUCUCUCUUCCUCCUCUCUUUCCCCUCUUUUCUCUUAACCGUGUUCCCAGAUCGAACUCAAUCUUUCGAUUCCGAAAGCACCCACUCCAAAAUCUAUCGGUUUUGUCACUUCUCUUUCUAUCUUUCCGUGCUGGUUUGUAUGGGCCAUGGCCGAACCUCCAUUACCUGUUGAGAACGAGAACAAGUUGUGGAAGGGUGUCUUCGCUGUCAUUGGGAUCAUAACAACCCUUGUUAUCUAUGGUGUCUUACAGGAAAAGAUCAUGAGAGUUCCUUAUGGGGCGAACAAAGAAUUUUUUAAAUACUCGUUGUUUCUUGUCUUCUGCAACCGCAUUACGACAUCUGCUGUGUCUGCAGGAGCUUUAUUGGCAAGCAAAAAGGCCUUGGACCCUGUUGCUCCAAUUUAUAAGUAUUGCCUCAUAUCAGUAUCAAACAUACUGACCACAACAUGCCAGUAUGAGGCUCUCAAAUAUGUCAGUUUUCCAGUUCAGACACUUGCAAAAUGUGCCAAAAUGAUACCUGUUAUGGUUUGGGGCACAAUCAUUAUGCAAAAAAGAUACAAGGGACAAGACUACUUAUUGGCAGUCCUAGUAACACUGGGUUGUUCCAUUUUUAUUUUAUAUCCGACAGCAGCUGACAUUAGUCCAUACAACAGAGGAAGGGAAAGCACAGUUUGGGGAGUUUCCUUAAUGGCUGGCUAUCUCGGGUUUGAUGGCUUCACAAGCACGUUCCAGGACAAACUAUUUAAGGGUUAUAAUAUGGAAAUACACAAUCAAAUAUUCUAUACAACACUGUGUUCCUGUGUUCUUAGUUUAAGUGGACUUGUAUUACAGGGGAAUCUUCUUUUAGCAAUAGAUUUUGUAUACCGCCAUAAUGAUUGCUUCUUCGACGUUGCACUGCUUUCAACUGUUGCAACAGCUAGUCAAUUCUUUAUUUCCUACACAAUCCGCACAUUUGGUGCUCUCACAUUCGCCACCAUAAUGACCACAAGACAGUUGGUGAGCAUCAUGCUGUCUUGCAUGUGGUUUGCACAUCCUCUAAGCUGGAAGCAAUGGAUUGGAGCUGCUAUUGUUUUUGGCUCUCUUUAUGCGAAAAGCUUUCUAAGAAGUAUACCUCAGAAGCCUACACCAUCAGAAAAUGUGCCGGGAUCCAGUGCUACUUCAUUGAAUGGCAACCCCUGCUAUGAUAGGACAUGACUGUGAAUCAUGACUGGACUUCCAUGUUCCUAUUACACUGGACAAGCUGCCAUUCUUAUUCUGCAGACACUGCUGCCAUGCGGAGAAGGAUAUAAUUGAAGAGUAUAAUGGUCUGGCAUAGAAAUCUUUUAUGUCAUUCAUCUCGGGAAGGCACAGCAGGUUAAAUACGAUAAAUUUAUGUUGCCCUGAUCUUUGCCAUUUAAGUCAUUUAACAUGUUACCUGGAGCCAAAUGAUUCUUCUCCUCCACCCCUUUAUACUAGCCCCAGUUUUAGUUCUGGUAGGAUUAACAGAUGCGCCUAAUCUUAAAAGAGAGAGGCAUCAUAACUGCUACAGAAACCUUCUGUACUGGCACGUGGAUAGUCAAAAGAAAUUUUUGAUGG